Molecule: messenger RNA, 1539 nt
Organism: Hibiscus syriacus
Lineage: Eukaryota; Viridiplantae; Streptophyta; Magnoliopsida; Malvales; Malvaceae
Product: probable protein phosphatase 2C 60
Exons: 11
Coding region: 186-1256 (356 amino acids)
Biological process (GO): protein dephosphorylation
Molecular function (GO): protein serine/threonine phosphatase activity
Source: RefSeq, a predicted model, not a curated record
UAGGAGUUUCUCUAUUUCUUUGAUUAGAGACUAUUUGAUGUUCCACAUGAUUCAAUUUGGUAAUGUCUGAAUUAAUAGAUCAGCUUAUCAAACAUCUUUCGGGAGAUCAAAUAAGCCACAAAUUGUUUUAAGUAGCAUUGGAUUUUAAAAGUUGACCAUGUCUAUUCACCCAUUCACAGACAUAGAUGGGUAUAUAUCUCAGCACCCCCAAAACUGAGAAAUUCUCAGAGGAUGGCGAGAAUGAUAGGGUUAGAUAUGGGCUAUCAUCCAUGCAGGGAUGGCGUGCAACUAUGGAAGAUGCUCAUGCUGCAUAUCCUGCUGCAUAUCCUGAUCUCGAUGAUUCGACUUCAUUCUUUGAUGUUUAUGAUGGUCAUGGAGGCAAGGUUGUUGCAAAGUUCUGUGCCAAGUAUCUUCACCAGCAGGUUCUCAAGCAAGAAGCAUAUGCAGCUGGUGACAUAGGGACGUCACUUCAAAAAGCAUUUUUCAGAAUGGAUGAGAUGAUGCGUGGACAAAGAGGAUGGAGAGAAUUAGCUGUUUUGGGUGAUAAAAUAGACAAGUUUACUGGCAUGAUUGAAGGAUUGAUAUGGUCCCCGAAGGGUAGUGAUGGUAUUGCCCAAGGUGAUGACUGGGCCUUUGAGGAGGGCCCUCACUCUGACUUUUCUGGACCAACUUCUGGGAGCACAGCGUGCGUAGCAGUUAUAAGAAACAACCAACUUCUUGUAGCAAAUGCCGGUGAUUCUCGUUGUGUGAUAUCAAGAAAGGGUCAGGCAUAUAAUCUCUCUAGAGAUCACAAACCUGAUCUAGAGGCGGAGAAAGAGAGGAUUUUGAAGGCUGGUGGUUUUAUCCAUGCAGGACGUGUCAAUGGCAGUUUGAAUCUUUCAAGAGCUAUAGGUAAAACGGAAUUCAAGCAGAAUACAGUUUUGCCUGCUGAAAAGCAAAUUGUAUCUGCAAAUCCAGAUAUAAACACCGUUGAGCUCUGUGAUGAUGAUGAGUUUCUUGUGCUGGCAUGUGAUGGAAUCUGGGAUUGCAUGUCAAGUCAGAUGCUAGUAGACUUUAUUCAUGAACAACUGCAUUCUGAAAGCAAGCUUCCUGUUAUUUGUGAGAGGGUACUCAACAGAUGCUUAGCACCAUCAACAGCCAAUGGCGAGGGUUGUGAUAAUAUGACCAUGAUCUUAGUGCAGUUCAAGAAACCAAUCAAGUCUGACUCACCUGAAGAGCAGCAAUGCAAAUCAGUUGACACUGAAUCGACUCCAUAGUGAAGUCGAGAAUAGUUGCAACUGGUGGUGGGGGAGGUACCUAAUCCUCUUUUCUGAGAAGAUUUGAGAACACAUUUCUCAAAUAUUGGAAUAUGCAUUUAUAGAUGGCUUAGAGCAGGAUUGAUUUAAUGACAUGAAAACAAUACACACACAUAUAUAUGUUAACGAGCUUUGUUUCCUUUUCUUAAAAAUAUACAAUCAUGUAAUUGGGGUGGUGUGGUGUGUCACAGCUAUACCACCAUGACAAUUUUAGUUACAACAUGUAUAGUUGAUUACUUUCAAA